Messenger RNA from Kogia breviceps (pygmy sperm whale), 1701 nucleotides. It is a transcript of the gene NUBP1, whose product is annotated as NUBP iron-sulfur cluster assembly factor 1, cytosolic. The record is from RefSeq and is a predicted model, not a curated record. Gene Ontology annotation, molecular function: ATP-dependent FeS chaperone activity; 4 iron, 4 sulfur cluster binding; ATP binding. Gene Ontology annotation, cellular component: cytosol. Lineage: Eukaryota; Metazoa; Chordata; Mammalia; Artiodactyla; Physeteridae. Gene Ontology annotation, biological process: iron-sulfur cluster assembly.
UUCCGGUGACCGCGUACGCAUCCAAGGCAGCGGGAUGGAGGAGGUGCCUCACGACUGUCCGGGAGUCGGCAGCGCCCAAGCAGGUCGAGGGGCCUCAUGUCAGGGGUGCCCCAACCAGGGACUCUGCGCUUCUGGAGCUGGUGCCGCUCCGGACCCGGCCAUAGAGGAAAUCAAAGAAAAAAUGAAGACCGUGAAACACAAGAUCUUGGUGUUGUCUGGGAAAGGCGGCGUUGGGAAAAGCACAUUCAGUGCCCAUCUGGCCCACGGCCUAGCGGAAGAUGAAAACACACAGGUGGCUCUUCUAGACAUUGAUAUAUGCGGACCGUCAAUUCCCAAGAUCAUGGGAUUAGAAGGAGAACAGGUUCACCAGAGUGGCUCGGGCUGGUCUCCAGUGUUCCUGGAAGACAACUUGGGGGUGAUGUCGGUGGGUUUCUUGCUCAGCAGCCCCGAUGAUGCCGUCAUCUGGAGGGGACCAAAGAAAAAUGGCAUGAUCAAGCAGUUCCUCCGAGACGUGGACUGGGGCGAGGUGGACUACCUCAUUGUGGACACCCCACCCGGGACGUCGGACGAACACCUCUCGGCCGCGCAGUACCUGGCCGCAGCGCACAUCGAUGGGGCGGUGAUCAUCACCACACCGCAGGAGGUGUCGCUCCAGGACGUCCGGAAAGAGAUCAACUUCUGCCACAAGGUGAAGCUGCCCAUCAUCGGGGUGGUGGAGAACAUGAGUGGCUUCAUCUGCCCCAAGUGCCAGAAGGAGUCUCAGAUAUUCCCGCCGACGACUGGGGGUGCGGAGGUCAUGUGCCAGGGCCUGAAGGUCCCGCUUCUCGGCAAAGUGCCUCUGGAUCCACGCAUAGGUAAGAGUUGCGACAAAGGACAGUCUUUUUUGGUUGAAGCACCGGAUUCACCAGCCACUUUAGCCUACAGAAGUAUAAUUCAGAGAAUCCAGGAGUUCUGUAGUCUGCGUCAGCCAAAAGGGGAGAACCUCAUCGGCUCCUGAAACAGGAGGACGUUAGGAACACAAGCAGCACAUCCCAUCACACCUGACCAGCUGGGUGACAGAGCAGGGGUCACAGGCAGAGAGGGACCAGCCCCAGGCAUGGUGUGAAGUCACUUUUUCAGAGACACUUUAAUCAUCUAACAUUUGUACACUUUUCUUUAGAACAUAUGUAAAGGGCAUUCUUUACAGGUGUGCCGUUUUAAAAAUAAAAACAUCUCCUCAAACCUCUGCCCCAAGGCCUGCUUCAUGUAAAAAACCAGCGGCUUGUGGGUCACAGAAUUUUCUUCUCUGUCGGAAGCUGUUCCAUUACAGAACCUCUCACUUGAGCCUUCGCUGCCUUGGAAAAUAAGCCUGAAAAAGAACCAAAGGGACAAAGUGGUGAAUGUGUGGCUUUGCUGCAGAUAUACAGUCACGGUUUCAGACAGCAUAGUGCAAACGCUGUUCCUCAGGUGGAGAAAAAUUUAAAGCAGUGAUUGAUAGAUCCUCCUGCUGGGGCUUGUCCUGAGGUCAGUGCACACCACGUGGCUGGGCGUAGUCAAAAAACCCUCGAAUCACCCACAUGAGAAUAGAUUUGGGGGUCAGUGUCAACACCCUGUAUAGGAAUGUGUGUUCACUAUAUCCAGCAAUUUCCAGUGUCAGACAACUUACAGGGUUUUUUAACAUUACAUAAAAAGGAGAGAGAUGCAAACUCCAAGAAGCUCCUU